CAUCUUUUCUGUAGAGUCACAUUUGAGGAGCAGCAGCAGGACAGAAGCAUCAUCAUUUCUACCACGGCGGUGGGGUUAAUAUCAGCACACCGUUUCUGAUCGGCUUCUUUACUCUCACUGAGGGAAACAUGGCAGGUCGGGAAAAUGACACGGAUAACAUGCCUCCGUCUGAGACUCGAAAGGAAAACGUCUGCUGUCGUCGCGGGAAAGAGCUUUUCUUGCUGGAUUAACAAAGUGAAGGACAAUUGUAUGAAUUAAUUCAUAUUUGCAUAUAAUUGUUAUUUGAUUUUAGCCGAGAUUUAGCUCAAAAAAUCAGCAAAACUGUAGAUUCGGUAUCCUCUGUCAUUGCUGGUCUAUUUAAUUCAGGGUACUUCAGGGUAAAAUGUUCCAUUAACGGCAUGUGGCUUUGAAAGAACUCUUUUCAAAAGAAAAGAAAAAGAAAAGAAAAAGCUUCUUCUUCUUCUUCUUCUUCUUCCUUUUUUAUUCCACAGCUUGGAGCCAUUUUGAAAAUUUCUGACCUGAGACGGGGAAAAAAAGUUGGUAAGAAAUUGAAGAGAAUACCAACAAUUAUGUGCAACGGAUUUCAAACAGGGUCAUCUAGCUACCAGAUCGAGCGGAGAAGUUGAUCGGCGCUAAUGACAGGAAAGCUACAUCGCGUCAACAUCACUGACUAUAACUAGCAGCACUAUGGUGAAUUGAUUUAUUAUCGCACCAGCGACACAUUCAGACGUGACAUUUGUGUAUGUUCGAGUUUUGCAUGCCGAGAGAUGCUGCUGUGUGACCGAGGAGUGCAGAUGCUCAUCACUACAGUGGGCGCGUUUGCCGCCUUCAGCCUCAUGACCAUCGCAGUGGGCACAGACUACUGGCUUUACUCCAGAGGAGUGUGUAAAACCAAAGUCAACCAUGAAAACGAAACUAGCAGGAAAAACGAGGAAGUGAUGACCCACUCCGGAUUGUGGCGAACCUGCUGCCUGGAAGGGACAUUUCGUGGGGUGUGUAAGAAGAUUGAUCACUUUCCUGAAGAUGCUGAUUAUAAACAGGACACAGCUGAGUAUUUACUGCGUGCACUCCGAGCCUCCAGUGUGUUUCCAAUCAUGAGUGUGGGUUUGUUGUUUAUGGGUGGAUUGUGUGUAGCAGCAAGCGAGUUUUACAGGAGUAAACACAAUGUUAUCCUCAGUGCUGGAAUCUUCUUUGUCUCUGCUGGUCUUAGUAACAUUAUUGGAAUAAUUGUCUACAUCUCGGCUAACUCAGGUGACCCGGGUCAGAGUGACUCGAAGAAGAGUUACUCGUACGGUUGGUCCUUUUAUUUUGGUGCUCUUUCCUUCAUCAUGGCUGAGACAGUGGGCGUGCUCGCAGUGCACAUGUUUAUUGAAAAACAUCGCAAGCAGCAGCGUGCCAAGACGCUCGUCAAAAAGUCCAGUCUCGGCUUUGGCCGCAUCCCGACGUACCGUUACCGGUUCGGGCGCCGCUCCAGCGAAACACCAUCACGUGAUGUCCCCAUGUUCACGCUCUCACGCGACUCGGACAAAACUGCCGCAGGGAAGCUGCUUGACUCAGACAGAGACUUCCUGCACAACUCUAAUGCUAAGGAUGCAGCCAAUCGGAGAACAACACCGGUGUGACAUGGGCGGAUGGAUGGAGGAAAUAGGAAAUAGAAAAGGACCCAGGAAGUAGCGUCAAGCCACACACAACUCUGCAGAAGGAUAGAAAACAAUGAGCAGGAUCAAAGCACACAGGAAAUGACAUCAAAAACGACUUUACAAGCCUUUUCUCCUAGUAUAAACCUUCUUCCUAUAAUAAUAAUAUAAAACCCUAGCUAGUGAUUGUUAGAUCUUAUCAUUUCGUUGACUGUUUAAGGAACGGAUAUUCACAGAAACACAGAAAGUGACAAUUUGGCCAUGGUUCGAAUUUGAAUUUGAAUGGAUGAUAAUUAUAUAGUGGUUUAUGUUGCUAUCAAAGCUAGGUAGUGAUUUUUGGUGCUUCCUUUUGUUUUCCGUCAAACUCAUUAAUUCAUCUAUGGAACAAGUGCACACUCGUCUCUAGGGGUUUUAAGGGUAAAUCUCGGCAUCCAAACAAACACAAAUUGACAAAGACAAGCUGAGUGCCCAUAGAGACCUUACGUAAACCUCUCUCUCUCUUUUUCUCUCUCUCUCUCCUCUCUCUCUCUCUCUAUUUCUCUGACUCUCUCUCCUCUCUCAGUCUCUCUUCCACGUUCUCUCUCUUUCUCAUUCUCUGUCUCUCUCUCUCUCUCUCUCUCUCUCUCUCAUCUAAUACAAACAGGGUUUUUAAAAAAAAAAGAUAAAAAGAAUGGUGUUAUUAAAUGUCAUGUACAGUCCAUUUCAUGCACUAGUGUUAUGUUUCUCCAUUACAUUCAGUACUAUUCCAAAUUAUAAUAUAACAAUUGUAUAUGUAUUUAUUUAUUUAUUCUAUUGUACUGGAGAACAGAUUAGCCAGUGUCUGCUGAGUGUAGGACUGAAUAUUUCAUUUGUAGAGUUUAAAACGAAGUAGAAUAUAUUAGACAACGUUCUCUCGGUAUCCAUAAAACUAAAGUUGAAAAAUAAAUCUCCAGAUAAGAAAAGAUGUUCAAACACUUUAAUACAAAAGAUUAUAAACUCUACGCUAGAUUCAUGCAGUAUUAUCUACAUACGCCUAUAUAAAUGUGAUGUAAAUACUUCAAUAGAAUUAUAAUACAGUAUUUUAGUGGUUAUAUUAACAUCACACCUCCAAGGGCUUUUUGAUUUAAAAAUAAAUAAAUAAAUAAAUAAAUAAAUAAAUAAACAAAAAAAAUGUAAUUAAAAAUGACUUAUGCUUACAAGGGCUUUGAAGAAGUUGAAAUUCAGCAUAUAGAAAUGCCUGAGGAAAUAUGAAUCACAUUCAAAUAUCAAAUAUGGCACAUUUACAUAUCCGUGUAUUAAAAUGGCCAGAGGAAAUACUGCUGUAAACAUAGUAAUGCAAUUUACUGCCUUUUACUUUUAUCUUUCUGGGGGAAAAAAGGUAAAUACGAACUACAAAGCCAUGCAGAUAUAUAGUAUAUCUAAUUAUGUUAAAAAAAACGUCUUGUCAUGUCUGAAUCUUUCAUGACUUAUUUGUGGCUCUCCAAUUAGAGGUAGUGUUAUACUACACCGCUGGCCAUUUGAACCAAAGCUGUGUAUGAGGGAAUAUUGUUAUUACCCAUAAUGCAUUGCUAGCAUACAUCUAGCCCUACAUUCACACUAUCAACCAUGCAAACUAAUCAGUGUAUUACACACACUACAUGCUGCUUCAUACUUCAUACAAAGCUAGAAAACUAGCUACAUACACUAUUUUCUUCUUUGUAGACAUUUAGGAGAAGUUCACUUUCAGAACAAAAAUGUACAAAUAAUUUACCCACCCACUUGUCAUCCGCGGAAGGUCACGCGGGAUGUAGGCGGAGCUACAGACCCAGUGUUUACUAGUGUGGAGAAGGAGGAGCGCUCUGAAGUUGUUGUGUGUGGAAUGACACAAAGUUAUAUGUACCUUUUUGUUAGUAAAGAACGUUUGACUUAUUUGCACUUCCUUGGUUUUUGCAGGUUCUCCUUGUAAACAAUGGGUCUGUAGUUUAGCCUAUGUCACACGUGACCUUCCGACGUGAUUACGUAGUAUGUAGCAUCGCGGAUGCGCAUCCCAAAGCUAGUGCUAGACAAGCUGUUGUGGUUAAAAAGUAUAAAUUUUUUGUAUUUUUAUAAGAAAAUGACGAUUGUUUCGCUAGAAAAGAGCCUUCUUCCUCGGCUGGGAUCGUUUAGAGCCUUUUGAACAGCAUUUAAACUGCAUUUUGGAAGUUCAAACUCUCAGGCACCAUAGAAGUCGACUGUAUGGAGAAAAAUCCUGGAAUGUUUUCCUCAAAAAAUCGAAUUUCUUUACGACUGAAGAUGACAAGGGGGUGAGGAAAUUAUCUGUAUUUUUCUGUAAUUUUUGUUCUGAAAGUGAACUUCUCCUUUAAGGAGAGGUCAUAUAUAGCAGGAUGACAUCAUGACUCUAAGAUUUUUGUCCGUUUAUAUGCAUAAGGUUCGGACCAAUUCAUUUCGGACCACACAAGCCAUAUAGGAUGCAGAAUCAUUCAAGGAUGAUAAUCAUUCAGAUUUUUCCCACUUCAUCCAUCUCAGCUAAUUUGCAUAGAAUCAUGAAUCACUGAAAUCUCCAUGCGGCGCUCAUGUUUAGAAAAGAAAUGUCGCUUUGUCACUUUCUAGUGUGAAUGCAGGGUAAUGAUUAUUAUUACGUGGCAAGAUGUUUUGGAAAUAUUUGAACAUUCAGAUGAGUGAAAUGAAACGUUUGCUAUGAAAUCUGUAAUGUAGAUCUGAAGGCCAUAUACUGUACGUUAAACAAACCUAUAGGUGCCCUGAAAGUGCUAUCUCAGCUAAUGCUAAUCUUUAAUUAGCUAGCUACUACAGUAUUGGAACAUUAAAAGUGUUCUCUUUUUGUGUAGUAGUGUAUGUGUACACUAUCUAAAUCCAUAAAUUCAUUUUGUUUUAUCUACAAUUUUAUCCCUGGGGUUCUGUUCAGUAAUCUGAUCAUCCAAGUCAAGGUACACAACCCUGUUUCUAAAGCUCGCCAUGAUUAUUUGGGUUAUUGUUGUGCACCGAUGAUAUUAUUUUAUUUGUGUUCUGAAAGUUGUGCUGUUCUAUAUGUAACCUAAUGAGUGUGUAAGGAGUGUGUUUCAAAUUCCUGUAGUGUGCACUUCUUAGAGAAAAAAAAAGCUAUACACUUUAAAAUUGUUAUUUUCACCUGAACAAAGCAGGUUCAGACGUCUCUUUCUUCCUCAUGUCUAAGCCAGUAACAGGACUGUUAUUACUCAUGUAAGCUCCGCCUCCAUUCCCCUCGGUUCAACCAAUCAGUGCCAUGCAUGCGACCCUUUCAAUGAUAUUUCAGUUUCAGUUUAAACAUUCUGUAGAGAAAGCACACCUUUGGAAUACUGUAGUUGAAAUCAAAUUAUUAUAGCCAGAGAUAUUUAAAAAGUAGAUAAUAAAGUAUAUUUAAAAAUUG
Messenger RNA from Hemibagrus wyckioides, 4998 nucleotides. RefSeq names its product calcium channel, voltage-dependent, gamma subunit 3b (gene cacng3b). Gene Ontology annotation, cellular component: postsynaptic density membrane; AMPA glutamate receptor complex. The record is from RefSeq and is a predicted model, not a curated record. Gene Ontology annotation, molecular function: channel regulator activity; voltage-gated calcium channel activity. The transcript is spliced from 4 exons. Gene Ontology annotation, biological process: calcium ion transport; regulation of AMPA receptor activity; transmission of nerve impulse. Bases 768 to 1622 code for a protein of 284 amino acids. NCBI's taxonomy places the organism in Eukaryota, Metazoa, Chordata, Actinopteri, Siluriformes, Bagridae.